AGGGAUAUCUGGGGCGCGUAAUAAAGAAAUCCCAACCUCUCCAAUUUCUUCAUCUUCUCUCACACAUAACAGAGUAAGACGUCGAAGAUACUCCGACGAGGUUGCCUCUACCCUUCCAUCUCAGAUCCGCAACAACCACCGUCCGAGCUCGCCGCACCGCUUCCCCAUUCACUGCCGUGGCCAUUGGAUCCCACCGUCGACACUCUUGUCGACAGCGCGACUUCUACUGUCAAAACCUCCUCGCUCCAGCACGGACAUCCAUUCCUUUGUUUCUUCUCCCACAUUUACGGUAUACUGGAAAAAAAGCUCAGUGCCGCGCGAAUCCUAAAUACCCGUCAGCCGCAAGUUGAGGUUCACCCAUUUUCUUACCUCUGUUUUGUUCUAUUAUUGUUGUUGAUACUAGUUUAAAUUGAUGAAGUCGCUGAUUUAUGAUUGAGAUGCUUGUACUCACAAUCAUUCAAUGCUGAAUAUACUGGAUUAGCAAAUUUUUUUCAGUGAAACAGUUUGGGGAUUUUGAUGGAGGUAUAUGCUAAUUCAAUGUAUGUGUGUAUAUGGAGAUUUUGAACUUUGAUUAUGUUUAUUAUUUUGCUCUUAGAAUAUUUGGAUUUAUUAAAUUUGUUGAAAUUGAAUGCGAUCAAUGGAAUAUAGUUUUUGGUCUCUGUGAAGAUUAUAUAUUAGUUUCAGAUUGAGGAAGAAAAGCUUUUUUUCACACACUCACACACUAGAGUUAUUCACCUGACGCACACACUUCAUCUAAUUCACGCACGCACACCACUCACAAUUCACGCACACAACACACACUCACAAUAAAACCCCAAGGGGACGAAAUCCACGCGAAAAAAAAAGGUUCCCUGAUUCUCAACCCCUGGGAACCCCUUUCUGAUUUUUUGAAUUUCUUCCUCAAUCACCAUGCAACUUCCGUCUUAGUUCCGGGACACCACUACGCGAGCUCGCUGCCACUAGACCACAUCACCUCGCUGCACUGCAAUUUCGGAUCCCUAGGCCGCCUCUGCCAUCUCCGUCGAAGCUUCCCAGAGUUGUGGCACAUCCCUGGAGUCUUCUUCGCGCAACCCUCCGAGCCCACUAUUGUUGUUUCCAGCGAGACUCUUAGAGUAACAACAAUCUCUGUUGGCGCUGUGCUGGUCAUUUUAAAAUCUUUCUCAUGCUCGUAUUCUGUUUUGGUUUUGAGAUUUAAUGAAUGUGAUUUAAACUGAUUCUGUGUUGUUUUGUGGCUUUGAGUGAAGGGAUUAUUUAUUUUAUUUGAGUAUGACAUUUGUGCUUGUGAUUAAGGGUAAUGUUAUACCCACUGUGAUUGUAGCUCUUGGGUAUUACUGCUAAUAUGUUGAAGGAACUAUGUAAUUGAAUGCAAGUAACUAAGGGUUGAUUGCUGUGUAUGUAUGUUAAUGUUUAAUUGUUAAUUGAAUCAAUGCAAUAAGGGUGAGACCAGGAAUUACAGGUUCAAGUUCAAAUUGGGAAAUGGUGUUGGUUUCUUUUGGAACAAAGAAUUAUAUGGCUUGAAGAACCCCGAUUGUUGGGAGGGAAUGCUACGAAAUCAGCUAUGUUUUGGAACUAGUGUCAUUAUGGUAGUGGAGACAUGAGAAUUUUUCAGACCAUUUGAGCUUCUAGACUUCAUUCUCUUGGAUCCUUACAAUUUACAAAGAUGUGAUUGUUACCUCUCCAAGUUCAAGGAUCCGUAAUGGUGCAAUGGAUGGAAUAGUCUUAGGUACAAUUGUCUUUGUGGUUACUUUUUCUACAGUCGUUACAAUUGAGAGAUUAUCGUACACCUUCUAAACGGGACAAAAGGCGCUACAAACAAUUUUAGUGAAGUAAAGUUUUAGCUGAAUGAGUUGCAUUGGACAAGGUUUUCAGCAUGGCCAACUCCUCCUCCAUUUACUCGAAGCGUGUUCAACCAUUCAGUCAUUCAAGAUCGUUAAAUGUCUCCAUGCAGUCUCCAUCACAAUUGGUCCCAUUCCAAAGCAAUCCAUUUUCAUUCAUAACAACAUCCUCUCCUCAUACAUUUCCCUUGGUGAAGUGCUCCACGCACGCAAGAUGUUCAAUGCUAUGCCUCAUAGAACAGUUGUCUCUUACAACACUCUCAUCAAUGCUUAUUCUCGACUUGGGCAUGUGGAUGAUGCAUGGGACCUUUUCUCCCAUAUGAGGUGGACUGGUUUUGCACCUACCCAGUACACACUCACAGGGUUGUUGUCGUGUGAGUUCUUGAAUCUUUCAUUAGGUGCUCAGUUGCAGGCUUUGAGCAUCAGGAAUGGACUCUUUGAUGCCGAUUCUUUCGUGGGUACUGCUUUAUUGGGCUUGUUUGGGAGGCAUGGACAUUGGGAUGAAGUUUUUUCUACCUUUGAAUAUAUGCCCCAGAAGAGCUUGGUGACAUGGAACUCCAUGAUGUCAUUGUUGGGGCGUAAUGGGUUUGUUGAAGAGUGUAAGCUUUUGUUUCAUGAUCUUGUAAGGACAGGUAUGUCUUUGUCAGAAGGUUCUUUUGUUGCUGUGUUGUCUGGACUUGUUUAUUUUGAGGAAGAUUUGGAAUAUGGUGAACAAAUACAUGGGUUAAUGGUCAAAUGUAGGUUUGAUUAUGAAAUUAGUGCACUUAAUUCUCUUAUCAGUGUGUAUGUCAGGUGCAAAGCUAUGUUUGCAGUAGAAAGAUUGUUUAAGCAAGUUCCUAUUCAGAAUGUUGUGUCCUGGAAUACAAUUAUGGAUGCAUUAGUCAAAGGUGGGAAACCUAUGGCGACACUAGAAUUGUUUUUGAGUAUGGUAAGCAGAGGAUUGAUGCCAACUCAGGCCACUUUUGUUGUUGUUAUUGAGUCUUGUAAUUGCUUGAGAAUUGUGGUAUUUGGAGAAUCUGUCCAUGCUAAGGUAAUCAGGAGUGGCUUUGAGACUGAUGUUAUCGUGGGCACUGCACUGAUAGACUUCUAUGCCAAAUGUGAUAAACUUAUUUUAGCUAAAAAAUGUUUUGAUCAGAUAGAAGCGAAAAAUUUGGUUUCUUGGAAUACUUUGAUAGUGGGUUAUUCAAACAUUUGUUCUUCCACAGCCAUUCUAUUGUUACAAAAAAUGCUUCAAUUAGGUUAUUUCCCAAAUGAGUUUUCUUUUUCUGCUGUCCUCAAGUCAUCUUCAGUGUCUAGCCUUCAUCAACUCCACAGUUUGAUUAUAAGAACAGGGCACAAGAGUAAUGAAUACGUAUUAAGCUCUCUCAUCUUGUCUUACACCAGAAAUGGUCUCAUCAAUGAAGCACUUUCUUUUGUUAAAGAAUUUGAGAAUCGGCUUCCCGUAGUUGCAUCUAACAUCAUUGCUGGAAUCUAUAACAAAAAAUGUCAGUACUAUGAUGCAAUAAAACUACUUUCUUUACUUGAAAAACCAGAUGUUGUGUCCUGGAAUAUUGUCAUUUCAGCUUGGGCUCGGAGCAAUGAUUAUGACAAGGUUUUUGCACUUUUCAAGCAUAUGCAUUCAACAUGCAUUCUUCCAGAUAGUUACACAUUUAUGAGUGUAUUAUCUGGGUGUACCGCACUUUGUCAUUUGGAUUUAGGUAGUUCUCUACAUGGACUUGUUAUAAAGACUAAUCUUGGUAAUUUUGACACGUUCCUUGGCAAUGUACUAAUUGACAUGUAUGGAAAGUGUGGAAGCAUUGAUAACUCAAUGAAAGUUUUUGAAGAAAUUAUGCACAAAAAUAUGAUUACAUGGACCACUUUAAUCACUGCACUUGGGUUAAACGGUUACACUUAUGAGUCAGUAAUGAGAUUUCGAGACAUGGAAAUGAAGGGAUUGAAGCCUGAUGCCUUAGCAUUCAGAGCAGUACUUUCUUCAUGUAGAUAUGGCGGAUUAGUGGAAGAAGCCAUGCAAAUUUUCAGUCAGAUGAGAGCCAAUAAUGGGAUGUCACUAGAACAAGAUCAUUACUAUAUUAUGGUUGACCUACUCGCAAAAAAUGGACAAAUUAGAGAAGCUGAGAAAAUCAUUGCAAGCAUGCCUUUCCUCCCAAACGUCAAUAUAUGGCGUAGCUUUCUUGAAGCAACAAUACGCAAUAACUUGUAAAUUAACUUUUGUAGAACAAAACUUCAUUAAUCUUUUGAUAAGGAUGCACAUAUAUUUUGUUGUUUGGU
Vigna unguiculata (cowpea) is the source of this 4103-nucleotide messenger RNA. Its product is annotated as pentatricopeptide repeat-containing protein At3g58590-like. The record is from RefSeq and is a predicted model, not a curated record. Gene Ontology annotation, molecular function: protein binding; RNA binding. Gene Ontology annotation, biological process: RNA modification. NCBI's taxonomy places the organism in Eukaryota, Viridiplantae, Streptophyta, Magnoliopsida, Fabales, Fabaceae.